AUGUUUAACAGGAUUACGGAAAGAGGGAAGUAUUACUUGCAGUUUGGGGAUAAAUGCGGACCUCUGACAAUCAAUGUCCUCCCUGUCAACGAGUUCACUCCCGUUUUCGAACCAUUAUUCCGAGUUGUCACAUUAAAAGAGGGCUUACAAGGAAAUAGUCUGCUAUCGAACUUCACCUGUACUGAUGAAGAUAAAGAGCCCAUAGGGGCACAGGAUGGCUGUUCUCAAGUUUUGAUUGAGUCAGGAGAUGACGCGGACGCAAAGUUUACAAUAGUGGGUGAUUCAAUCGUCACUACCAAUAACGUCAUUGACUACGACACUGGUGACACAACAUACACUCUUAUCAUCGUUGGUAUUGAUAGUUCAACCCGUGAUUCUCGUAGAACAGGGACAAUGACAGUUGAAGUUAAUAUUGAACCUGUGAACGAGUUCGUACCGACUAUUCAAAAUAGGCCGAUAUACAUAAGUAUACCAGAAGACACCUUGGUGGGUACGAAUAUCUCCGUUGUGACCGCUGUGGACGAUGACGCGGGACCCCACGGACAUGUAACGUAUAAACUACUAGGAAAAGAUGACACAUUUUUGAUAAGUCAGACAACAGGAAGAAUAUACCUUAAGCGUCCUGUAGAUUUCGAAUCGACUCAGAAAUCUUAUUACGUCACAGUAGAAGCUUCAGACGGAGGUCUCUCAUCUACGGCUGUUGUAAACGUCACAGUAACUGACGUCAAUGACAACGUACCCGUAUGUACACAUACAGAAAAUAACGUCACAAUCAACGAAGAUAUGCCAGUUGGUUCUUCGAUAGUAUCGCUCAGUUGUACAGAUAAUGACCCAGGAACAGUUCUAACUUACCAGAUUUUAUCUGGUGACAAUGGCGACUUUCAAAUCACCUUGCAAGGGGAUAUCAAUGUUGCUGAUGUAUUGGACUAUGACCAAGGACUGACAUCGUACUAUAUGUCUAUAGAAGUUUCGGACGGCAUUCACAUAACCAUGGUAUGGGUUUUAGUACAGUUGGCGCCUGUAAAUGAGUUUUCUCCAAUUGCACCAAGCUAUACAGUGAAUGUUAGCGAAAUAGCACCAAUCGGUUCCAACGUUAUCACAUAUAUAGCAGACGACAGGGACGCACCUCCACAUGCCGUGAUGUCAUAUCAGAUAAAUAACGUACCAAACGGAGAACCAAACACCUUUUACAUUGACAAAAACACAGGAAAAAUAUCACUCACGGAGUUUUUAGACUUUGAAACUAUCCAGCAGUACAUAAUUGUUGUGAAAGUUACAGACAGCAGUGGGAAUUUUGGUACAGGAACGGUUGUUGUCAACGUUGACAACGAAAAUGACCACGCCCCUUUUUGUGUACAAUCUACGGGGAUAUUCUCUGUGUCGGAAAAUGCUGCCGUUGGUGACAUAGUGAUCCCUGAUUUUGAAUGUACAGAUCUCGACAACAAUCUAUUAUCUUAUUCACUUAUCCAGUCCCCCGAUGAAAGCGCUUUCGAUAUAGAUGCACAAAACAGACUUAAAGUGAAAGGUCGACUGGACUUUGAAACUACAUCGUUUUACAGUAUCCUGAUAGACGUUACGGAUGGAUCACUAUCUAACACGAUGAGAUUUACAAUUAAUGUCAUUGAUGAAAACGAGAGUGUUCCCAAAUUCCUCAAUGGCGUGGUGAUAAGUACUAUCAGAGAAUCUGAUAGAACAGGAACACAUGUUGCUGUGGUGUCUGCUACUGAUGAAGAAAACAAUCCUUUGACCUACUCUUUUGUUGGAAGCUAUCCAGAAUUUAUGAUUGACCAAAGGACAGGAAUUAUCAGACUUCGAACCCAGGUCGAUAGAGAAAAAGCGCCUACCAUAGAUAUCCUAGUUAUGGCUUCCGAUGGACAGUUUACUUCCACAGCAACUGUUUCGGUGACGAUUGAAGAUGUGAAUGAAAUGCCAUUUUCCAUCGAAGAAAACAAAUUGACAGGCACUACAGUUGGAAUUGUGUCUGCAGAGGAUCCAGACAUUGGAGAUACGAAUGGAAAAGUUCAAUACAACAUUGUCAAAGGAAAUGAGAAUUUGCAGUUUGAUAUUGAAGCCAACAAUGGGAUUAUUACUCUCAAUGCGCAAUUAGAUUAUGAAUCACAACGAUCUGCGCUUUUGCUGGUUGAAGCUUCGGACCUUGGAUCUCCAUCGCUGUCAAGUGUGUGCACGGUCAUUGUCCAUGUUUUAGAUCAAAAUGACAAUGCGCCAAGUUUUUUAAGUCUUAAACAAAAAGAGAGAAUUUCAGAAGAUACACAAGUUGGACAAACCGUAACUCGAGUUUAUGCUUAUGACAAGGACUCAUCUGUUGAUGAUAACAACAUGGUCGUUUAUAAGUCAACGUCAAACAUACCUUUUAUAGUGGAUUCUGUCACUGGUGUUGUGAAGGUUUCUAAUAAUUUGGACAGGGAAAAAACUAAAAGAUAUGAGAUGCUUAUCACGGCAACAGACAAUGGAUCCCCACAGUUGACGGGAACGUUGACGUUAGAAAUAGAUAUCACCGAUGUUAACGACAAUGACCCCAUCGUUAGAGGAACGUACAUUGCCACUGUUCCUGAGAAUGUUCCCUUGCACUACGUUGUAUUUAGUAUCGAUGCUUCUGAUGCUGACGGAGAAGCAUUUGGUACACUGAGGUAUGAAAUUGUGUCACCUGAAAUGAAUUCAGUCUUCAAGAUAGAGGAAAAUACAGGUACCGUACAGACGGCUUCAGAGCUAAACAGAGAAUCCCAAGACUUUUAUGAAGUACCUAUCAAGGUAUCUGACAAUGGAAAUCCUCCUCGAUCAACUACAGUGACUGCCACAGUGCAUGUUUCCGAUGUUAAUGAUGUUGCUCCGAAGCCUUCACAUUUUUCUUUCGAAUUUUCAAUAGGUGAAAACGCUGAAAUAGAUACUCAAGUAGGGACAAUUUCAGUAUUAGAUGAGGAUUUAGGAAUAAAUUCAAAACUAGCAUUUUCCAUUUCAACGUAUUGGAGAGGAUCAGAAACUCAUUUUAAGGUCAACCAAGAUAAUGGAAGCAUCUACACUACUGAAACAUUAGACCGUGAACUGGAGAGAAAAUACAUUUUUAGUUUAAGAAUAGAAGAUGGUGGGACACCUUCUCUAUCAGCGAAUAUUACGGUCAAUAUAAUAAUCACGGACGUCAAUGAUAACGCUCCAGUGUUUAAUCGGCCAUUUUAUUCAACAACUAUUUUUGAAAAUCAGACAACUGGGAUUAACUUUCUGUCUGCCGGGGCAUCUGAUGACGACUUGGGAAUAAAUGCAGUCAUAGCAUACGAGCUUGACAUGACGUCGGAAGAGGCCUUAAGAUCUAAUCUAUACUUUGGGGUGCAUAGUCAGACGGGAAACAUCUUUCUGCGACGAAAGGUUGACAGAGAGGUGUAUCCAUAUUUCACGCUUACUGUUAUUGCAAGGGACAGUGGGGUGCCCUCACUGUCAUCAGAAGUCAAAGUACACAUACAAAUUGAAGACGUAAAUGACAACCCUCCAGUGAUCUCUCCCUUGUUUUAUAAUACAGAAGCGUCGUCUAUAAAUAUGUGUGACCCUGUUAUUACUACCGUGAGUGCCACCGACGCCGACAUCGGACGUAAUGCCGCUAUCAACUAUCACAUCAAUGAAAACGACGCUUCUCUGCCAGUUUUUGUAUCCCAACUUGGCGUGGUUACUGUGAAAUCCGAUAUGUUGCUCUCUAAAUACAUCAUUAAAAUAAAUGGACGUGACAAUGGAGAUCCGUUCCUUUUUUCUAAAGAUCCUGCCAAGGUUCGAAUUGAUCGAUUUGACCCGGAUCUCUCAGUCAUAGUAUUUCAUUUGGACAUGACAUUGACUGAUUAUUUUCAAAAGGAACUCGACUUUUUAAACAGAAUAGAGAAAGCUCUCUCAAAAUGUUAUCCCAAUGCUUAUGUCAGAAAAUGGUGCAUACAGGAAAAAGACACAUACAUAGUGGUUUACGUGUAUGCAGUAAAAAAUAAUGAAACCAACGACGUCAAGUAUUUAAACAUAGAAAAGGUUUUUGUGACAAAUGGUGAAUUCCUUCCUGUUUUGCAACUAGACCAAAACAACAGACCAACAGUGGAUAUUAAUGGUAAGAAAUGGGGAGAUUUCUCUGUGAUUAAAGUAGUCCAGUAUGGAUCAGAUCUAGUUUAUCCAGAUCCAACUGUAUCCCGUUUGUCAGACAGCACCGAUGUCUUGGCACUUCCGCUAGGAUUGUCGUUGCCCCUGCUGGCGCUUCUAGCUAUCACAACCAUCAUUCUGAUCUACUGUGCUUGGAGAAGGAGGUGGUGCAAACGAAAUAAGUAA
Magallana angulata is the source of this 4308-nucleotide messenger RNA. RefSeq names its product protocadherin Fat 4-like. The record is from RefSeq and is a predicted model, not a curated record. Gene Ontology annotation, biological process: homophilic cell-cell adhesion. Gene Ontology annotation, cellular component: plasma membrane. Lineage: Eukaryota; Metazoa; Mollusca; Bivalvia; Ostreida; Ostreidae. The transcript is spliced from 16 exons. Bases 1 to 4308 code for a protein of 1435 amino acids. Gene Ontology annotation, molecular function: calcium ion binding.